AAAUGAAGUCCCGGGUGAAAAGGGGGGAAAUUUGCUACAACAUCAGCCAGCCCUACUCUCCCAAAACACAGCGACAGCGGAACUUGAAGAAUGCCAUCGUUUCCUCAUCCGGGCUCCGUUACUGUAUGCGAAAUCAACAGAGACCUAAUUACCGCUGAAAAUCUUUCGGAGGAUCAAGCGAAGGAAACUUAUGGAAAAGUUCUUGGAGUAGUAUUCAGUCCAAUUCCGUAUCAGAUAGAUUAUCCAGCGUCGCUACAUCCAGAUAGAGGCGUAGAACUUCCAGUGAAUCGUUUAUCGCGUUUACUUCAAGCAGUUUCUUAUGGUCCUCUUAAAAGCCUUCUGGGUCCUGAUGAUGUGAAAUUAUUGGCACAUGUUGAUCUCAAAUGUGUUAGUUGGCACCAAAAAAAGGAUAUUCUGGCAUUUAUAUCUGCACGGAAUCAAGUAACUAUUCGUGAUUAUGGAGACUCAGGAGAAGGGAAGGACCCCUGCAUUCUGAUGAAUGAUCUUCAAAGGGAAGCUAAACUCUUGGAAUGGAGGCCAAAUGCUGGGAAGACACUUUCAGUAGGCUGCAAGGGUGGAAUUUGCAUUUGGUCUGCUUCUUAUCCUGGAAAUACUGCAUGUGUUAGACCUGGGGUUAAUUCUGGCAGCCGCUCUAGAGGUUCUGGAGUUAGAUGGACUCUUGUGGAUUUUCUUCGAGGCCAUGGUGAUGAACAAAUAAGUGCACUCUCAUGGAGUCCUGAUGGAAGAUAUGUAGCAUCUGCUUCAUAUGAGAGCUCAUCAUUCACAAUAUGGGAUUUUGCUCAAGGGGUGGGCACACCCAUUCGGCGAGGAUUGGGGAAAAUAUCACUGCUAAAGUGGUCUCCUACUAGAGAUUACUUCUUUGCUGCAAAAUUUGAUGGAACAUUCUAUCUGUGGGAGACAAACACAUGGACAUCAGAACUCUGGUCUUCAACAAGUGGCUUUGUCACGGGAGCAGCAUGGGAUCCUAAUGGGCGUAUGAUUCUUAUUGCUUUCUCUGAAUCUUUAACAUUAGGUUCUGUUCACUUUGCUACAAAGCCUCCAUCACUUGAUGCACACCUGCUACCUGUUGACUUGCCAGAGCUGAAAUCUUUGACCAACAGUGGAGGUAUUGAGAAGAUAGCAUGGGAUGCUACAGGGGAGCGUUUGGCUGUGUCAUAUAAAGAUGGAAAUGAGGUGUACAAGGGUCUCAUCGCCAUAUAUGAUGUUAAAAGGGCUACAAUCAUAACCCCCUCAUUAGUUGGGUUCAUCAGAGGACCUGGAGAGGACCCGAAGCCUCUAACAUUUUCAUUCCAUGACAAGUACAAACAGGGGCCCCUGUUAUCAGUUGUAUGGAGCACAGGAUGUUGUGUCACCUACCCCCUCCUGAUUCGUUCCCAUCUCCUUGCUUAGCUUAAGCCCAGCCCAACUCACCUAUUUUCAAUUUUCUUCACUUGUACACUUUCUCUCCAGUUUUGCAGCAAUCAUGGCCAUGGGCAUUUCAUUUGUAGAAUAUUAUCAGAAGGAAUGGAAUCUGUGUCAAAGGAUUUAAUUAAUUAUAUAUAUGAUGGGGUAUUUUAACAAAUAA
This is a messenger RNA of Lactuca sativa (garden lettuce), 1585 nucleotides long. Its product is annotated as Transducin/WD40 repeat-like superfamily protein. Gene Ontology annotation, cellular component: nuclear pore. The record is from RefSeq and is a predicted model, not a curated record. Gene Ontology annotation, molecular function: protein binding. Gene Ontology annotation, biological process: nucleocytoplasmic transport. Lineage: Eukaryota; Viridiplantae; Streptophyta; Magnoliopsida; Asterales; Asteraceae.